Boeremia exigua is the source of this 1459-nucleotide messenger RNA. RefSeq lists its product as uncharacterized. NCBI's taxonomy places the organism in Eukaryota, Fungi, Ascomycota, Dothideomycetes, Pleosporales, Didymellaceae. The transcript is spliced from 3 exons. The record is from RefSeq and is a predicted model, not a curated record. Bases 134 to 1459 code for a protein of 441 amino acids.
GGGCUAUCGUUUUGUCCGCUGACUACUAAAUUGCCAAUCUUCUCUCACCAUCGGUUAUCACAGCAUUCAGCAUUGUUCGUACACUACAACCCAGAGUGGAACGUACAACACGGGAAGACUUGUAUUUUCUGAAAUGGAGACGACUAUGGAUGCAAGACAAGCUGAACUGCAGUAUCACCCCAAUCCUGAGGAGUUGGAGGCAUUUGUCAAUGUACUUCUCGACAAGGACAUGCCUGUGUAUAUUGAAAACCCAGAAAGCCAAGAUCUUCUGCUCCACCAACAUGAGGAUGAAGAAGUUGCCCCCAUGUUUUACUUCUCCGAACAUCAAUACCUUGGCAACUCAAUCCAGCUACCUGGCCACGACAGCCUUGAGGACCAUGUAGCGGCCAAGAAUCCCUUUACGUUGCAGAAUGGGCUCGUAGUGACUUAUGGAGACAUCAACGCACUUUCCGGGGAUUAUUUUGGAUUGAUGACUCCGAUCGCCAGGGGAGCUACACCAAAAGACCGCAUUGAUCGUUUUCAACAAAGCUUCGACCUCCUGUCCGUGGGAGAUGUAGGUAAACUUCGUGCUGAAGCUGUGAUCGCCAAAUUGAAGGUUCUCAUGGCCGCGGUGGACGACGCUAUCCAACACAACCCAGGGGGUGUUCACAAAGCUUAUCAAGACCAUCCUCUGGACAUAGACGCGCUCAAACAGGUCACAGUCUCGUAUAGGGCCGGAGCCGAUUUCGAUGUCCUUGCGCUUCACAACAUCGACCACUUUGGGGCUGAAGCUCGUUUGACAUACAAUGCUGGUCAUGCCUUGGCUCUUGAUACAGCUGCACGAGGCGAUCUUGAGAAGGCAUAUACCAUCAACGCCUUUGCAGACCACUUCUUACAGGACUCGUUUGCAGCCGGUCACGUUCGAGUUCCACGUAAUGCUCUCUACUCUAUCGACGUUAAGGUCGACUUUUCGACAAGCUUUUUGAAGGCGAUCGCGUCAAACGUCAUGCAUGAUGAAGAUGGUGAUCUAGGAUUACGUGUCCAAAAUCCUGCUGGAGAUAAAUGGAGGAUUUAUGGAGAUACCAAGCUCUUUGACCCCGUCAACGGCGACAACCUUCGAAUGUGUACAAAGGCAAUCCAAGUAUCAGUCCAAGAGGUGUAUGAUGCCUACAAGUCCGGCAAGGCCAUUGACGAGUCACAAUUUGGCGCAUGGAAACUGGCUCCAGUCUUGGAGCUUAUCUCGUCAGACCCAGAAAACCAUUUACCGCUUCUGUUUGUGAAGCCGGAUGGCAAGGUCUACAAGCGAAAUGGUACUCCAGGUCAGGGAGUGCUGCUAGAGAGCUUCACGGAUUACAUUAAACUUUUGCUUGAGAAUUGGAAAAGGCUUGAAAAUCAGGUUCAGCUGCAACUCGAGAAGCUCGUGUCGAACAACUUCGGCUCAUUCAUGAGUGCUCUUCCGGAUGGUCAGAUCGCGCAUUAA